GCAUGCCCCAGCCAUAAACACGUGGCUUGUGUCGGAGCGAGCAAUGGCGGCAGCGGGCGGCGUGUCCGGGCUGCUCCCCCCUCCCUGCGCCUUCUCCCCCCGGGGCCGGGACCUGCUGGCUCUGGCCGGAGCGGACGGGAGGAUCCAGGUGUGGGACACUCAGAGCGGGGCCCUGCGGAGGGAAUAUGUGCCGUCUGCCCAUCUCAGCGCUACCUGUACCUGCCUGGCGUGGGCUCAGGGCCGGCCCGACAAGGAAACUCAUCAGAAGAAGAAAAGGAAAUCCGAGGCGGCCGACAGGGAUGGGAACUACGACCUUCUCACCAUCGGCACCGCCACGGGCACCAUUUUAUUGUACAGCAUCGCUAAGGGAGAGCUACAGAGCCAGCUGGUUGGCGGCCAUGACAGCAGGGUGAACUGUGUGCGGUGGCACCACGAGAGCGCUUCCCUGUACAGCUGCUCAGAAGACAAACACAUCAUCGAGUGGAACACACAGACCUGCAAAGUCAAGUGCAAAUGGAAAGGGGACAGCAGCAGUGUGAGCAGUUUGUGCAUCAGCCCCGAUGGGAAGAUGUUGCUGUCGGCGGGACGGACCAUCAAACUCUGGGAUCUGGAGACCAAAGAAGUCUACAGGCAAUUCACAGGGCACUCGACAGCAGUCACGUCGCUCCUGUUCCUGACGGUCCAGCCUCCCCGCGAGCCAGUCCCAGACACAACGGGUCUCUAUUUCCUGUCGGGCGCCGUGCACGACCGGUUAAUCAGCGUAUGGCAGGUUCGGUCUGAAAAGAAGGACAAAAGUUCUGUCCUGUCAUUCACUCUCACAGAACCCCCCGUAUUCAUGGACCUGAGUGCGCCUGAGAGCAAAGAGGAGCCCCUGAAGCUGGCGGUUGUGUCCCGGGACGGGCACUUGCACUUAUUCGAACAUGUGUUAAACGGGACCCACAAGAAGCCGAUUGCGCCUACUUGUACCGUGCAGAUCGCGACGUCGGGCAGCGAGAGCGCCACCCCCAAACCUGUCCCUAUUCUGGCGGCCUCUUUCUGCGCAGACAGACAGUCCCUGCUCCUGUUCUACGGUAGCACCCUGCAGCCCAUCAUUGAGAAAGUGGCACUGAAGACCGAUGAGCCCAACAUUUGCCUUAUUCGCGACAUCCAAAAGACCGUGGCGCUCAGAAAAGACGCGCCUGUAACUAAGGUGAAAACUCCAGUUGUAAAUUCAGACUCCAAAGUUCUAACGCCGGGGAUCCCAGGUCACAGCUCGGCAAUUUCAGCCGCCAUGGCACAAACCAAAAAGCAGGAGAGCAAGAGGAAGCCCGGAGACAUUGAGGCCAGCAUAGAGGAUCGGCUCGGCGCUAUGGAUAUAGACACCGGCAAGGCGCCGGGUAAGGGGGCUCUGCCGCAGACUGACAACUUUGCCGUGUUGCUGGUACAAGGGCUGGAAAGUAACGACAGCAACAUCCUGAAUAAAGUCUUCCAGACAAAGAGCGAUUCCAUAAUAAGGAAGACGGUGGCCCGGAUUCCGGUUUAUGCCGUCAUCCCCCUGGUGCACGAGCUUACGAAGAGGUUACAAGGACAUCCCUUGAGUGCCGUACAGAUGGUUCGGUGGCUGAAGGCUGUACUGGUCCUACACGCGUCCUACCUUUCUACAUUGCCCGACCUGGUGCCCCAGCUGGGGAUGUUGUACCAACUCAUGGAGAACAGAGUGAAGAACCUCCACAAACUCUCUCGUCUCAACGGGAAGCUCUACCUGCUCAUAACACAGGUAACGGCGGCUGAAAGGGUCCAAAGGACAGAACUGGAUCAGGAGGCAAAACUUGUUUAUGAAGAAGAAUCUUCGGAAGAGUCCGAUGAGGAGCGGCAGGGCGAGCAGGAGUCUGAGGAUUGGUCAGAAGGAGAAGAGGAGGACAUGGAGGAAGAGGAGGGUGAAGGGCAGGAUAAAGAGGCUGAGACUUCCGAAGAGGAGGAAUCUGACGCAGAAGACAUGAGUGUGGGCAAAGUAAAUGGGGAUUCAGAUCCGGACGGUGGCAAUGAAAGUGAAGAGGAAUAGACUCUGCCCCUCAGUGGCCCCCUGGCUGCUCCCCGGGGCCCCUCGGCCUCACCAGUUCACUGUGCAGACUUGAGCCCUAGCGGUCCCUGAGGAUUUCAGCCGACAGAAUGUUCGCCGUGACCUGCCUUUGUCCCAACAUCAGAUCCGCUCUCUGCGCCGGUUCCCCCCCCCCGGCGACCCGGUCGCCUCUCUAUGGACCCUUUUCAUUUGUGUUUGGAAUAAACGAACCACUACCGCCGUAUGGUAAACGUUUUAUUUUUUAAUUGAGUUUUAUUGAGUUUGCGGCCGCAAGACAAAAUACGGCCCCCUCCCCCCCAUAUUCACUUGUGUUACUGACCCCCCCCACGGGACGCGGUCGCCAUGUUGUGAAGUUAAAAAAAAACUUAAGUUUUUGUUCGUCAAUAUAUUUCAUUAAUUCUCCCGCGGUAACGAGACUCCACCUGUUGGCCUGCGCCAUUUACUCGGGGGGGGGGGGAGCUUUCCAUUACACAAAUCCCGCCUUCUGCGCUUAAUUUGAGAUUUGGAGCAAAAAAAAAAAAUCUGAAAAACUUUGAUUUUUGCACAAUGAAUAAGGAAUCACCCCCCGUCAGUCUGUACAUAAGGACGGCCCAGGAUGGCGCCAUAACUCCUCCCCCCCCAUACCGCGGACUUGAUUUUAUAUAUUCUAUGCUUUUUUUUUUUUUUUCAUUUUGCGCAAGAGAUUGUGGGGUCUCCAUUUUGUAUUUGGUAAAAACCAGUUUGAUUUUUCCUUUUUUUCUUUUUAAUUUUCCAGAGAGCGGGACUGCACUGCUUUAUCCACCGGUAUAAUGUACAGUAUAUUUGUCUAUAAACGGAGCUGUUAUUGGCCAAUGCCGUGAUGCCUCCUCUGUAAAGUGAAUAAAUAUAUAUAGUUCUCCUUUA
Messenger RNA from Xenopus tropicalis (tropical clawed frog), 2941 nucleotides. RefSeq names its product WD repeat domain 43 (gene wdr43). The coding region runs from base 44 to 2041 and encodes 665 amino acids. Lineage: Eukaryota; Metazoa; Chordata; Amphibia; Anura; Pipidae. Gene Ontology annotation, cellular component: nucleolus; nucleus. The transcript has 18 exons. The record is from RefSeq and is a predicted model, not a curated record.